GUUGCCGAGGGAGGUGGUCGCCAUGUUGCUGUCAGAGCGGAGCGGGCCCGCGGCCUCAGGCGGGCUUUGAAUUGGCACCGAAACAGAAGUGGCUGGAGCUGGGGCCGGGACCUGCGGCUGAGGACACCCCGACUCUCCGUGACCAUGAGGUGGACAGAGGCGCAGCGGCCGGACGGAUACAGCGGCGACACUGUGAGGGAACCGAGUCGGUGAAGAUGGCGGCGGCAGAGCGGCGGGAGGUCCCCCUCAUGGGAGGCUUCAUCCUCGCUUGUUCCUUCUUUUUGGGAGACGUGGAAUGUUCUGGAAUGGCUGCCUGCCGUGGGAGACUGGAGCCACACAAGGAGCACCGUGGAGUUAUCUACAGCCCUUCCUGGCCCAUGAAUUAUCCUCCAUCCAUGAACUGCAGCUGGUACAUUCAAGGGGACUAUGGAGAUCUCAUAACCAUCAGUUUUCAGAAUUUUGACCUAGAGAAUUCUCACAAAUGUACAGUGGACUGGCUGAUGAUUGGACCAACACCAAAACGAGAGGAAUACAGAAUGUGUGGCUCGUACACCCCCCAACCCUUCAUCUCCACAAGAGACCACGCCUGGAUCUUUUUUCAUUCUGAUCCAACUAGCUCAGGUCGCUCUCGGGGAUUCCGACUGUCCUAUGUCCGAGGGAGACUGACUCAGAGCAGCUGCAAGCCGGACGAGUUCCUGUGUGGGAACGGCAAAUGCAUCCUGAGCACCUGGAGAUGUAAUGAUAUGGAUGAAUGUGGAGAUAACUCUGAUGAGCAGGAUUGUCAGCUCCCCCCAACCAUACCGCACACAAGCCCGUGUUCAGCUAGAACGUUCCGUUGCCUGGUCAAUGAUGUCCCCCAGUGCCUCCUGAUGAAAGUUCGGUGCGAUGGCAGCAUGGAUUGUGACCAGGGAACAGAUGAGGAAAACUGUCCUGACACCAGCUGUGGCAAGAGAAUGGCCAAUUUCUACGGUUCGUUUGCUUCACCGGACUACUUCCGAUCCCAGCAAGACAGGGCACAGUUGGACUGUACCUGGGUGGUGGAUACUCAGGACAGCAGGCACAUUGUGUUGCAGCUGAACCUACAGUUGGGUUACAACGAUAAGAUGCUUAUGUAUGAUGGAGCAAGCAAGGAGCAGAGCAGACUGCUUCAGGCAUUAACCUUCCGUAAUAAUGGGCACACCAUCACCAUUGAGUCCUCACAAGGUCAAAUCACCGUCUUCUACCACAGUGACCCUGGCAGCACAGGCCAUGGUUUCAAUGCCACGUACCAGGUGAAAGGCUACUGCCUUCCACAACAGCAUCCUUGUGGCAAUGACGGGGGCUGUUUUGCAGAUACCCAGCGUUGUGAUGGCUGGUGGCACUGUCCGAACGGCAAAGACGAGGAGAACUGUGCUGCCUGCCAAAAAGAUGAGUACCCAUGUGGGGGCACCAGCGGCAUGUGCUACCCACUGGCUGAUCGCUGUAACAACCAGAAGAACUGCCCUGACGGCUCUGAUGAGAAAAACUGUUUCUCCUGCCAGCCUGGGAAUUUCCACUGUGGCACCAAGAUCUGCAUCUUUGAGCAAUGGCGUUGUGAUGGCCAGGAGGAUUGCCAGGAUGGCAGUGAUGAACAGAAUUGUUUGGUGGUGGUGCCAAGGAAAGUGAUCACAGCAGCCCUCAUUGGGAGCCUGAUAUGUGGCCUCCUGCUGGUCAUUGCCUUGGGCUGUGCUUUCAAACUGUACUCCCUUCGGACCCGCGAAUACAGAGCUUUUGACACCCCCAUGACCCGGCUGGAGGCAGACUUUGUGCAACGUGAGGCUCCCCCAUCGUACGGACAGCUGAUUGCCCAGGGACUCAUUCCACCUGUCGAUGACUUCCCUGUCUACAACCCUGCUCAGGCCUCUGUUUUGCAGAACCUGCGCUCAGCUAUGAGACGCCAAAUUCGUCGCCACGCCACACGCAGGAUGUCCCCGCGUGGACGCCUCAGCAGGAUUUGGAGCAGGUUCUUCCAGAGACCCAGGGGCUGGGGGCUUAUACCUCUGCUCACCCCAACCUCUGCAUCAACUGCUCCAUCAUCUCAUCUGGAUCAGAGUGAGACAGUGCGGAACUGCCAACAGGAUGAGAGCCGGCGAAACUGUGUACAACCUCCACAGGAGCCUGACUCAGACGUUGACACAGAGACUGAUCGACCAGUUGGUGAAACGUCGGGGAUUACAACAGAUGCCUUGAUGUUAGAAAACUCAGUGCCAAAAGCUUCUUCAUCGCCCAGCUCAGAUGGUCAGGCAGAGCUGCAAACCCCUUGCUUACUGCACUCUUCAAGUUCUGAGGAGACUUGUAGCACUGACUUUGACUUUCCUCUCAGGCAGUCAUCAAGGAGCAGCUGUAGCAGAGGUGUGCGUAUCCGUGAGCCACUGUCUGGCAAUCUGGAGUGGAGCUUCAGCAGCCGCCGACACCACUUUCGGCCCGGCUCUCGCACCGUCUCCAUGAGGUCUGCGGGAGGCAGGGCCAGGAGCUCGAUUACAAUGAAUAUAACAGUACUGGGCAGAAAUUACUUUUCAGCUGAAUCCGACCGUCACCAAGACCCCAGGCAGCAGAAUUUCACCUCGGUUUCUCCUGCAUGCAGGAGUCAGUGCUGCAGUUGCCCAGAAUCUGUGACAGAAAGACCAUGUUCCCUGUCAAUGCCUCGCCACAAACACAUCUGUGCAGAGAGCCCAUCGCCAGAGCCGUCCUUCCGGAACCCCUUCCACCAGCCAGACUCCAGGAGUGAUGAGCCAGCCCUGCUUGAUUGCUGAGAACCCCCCC
Messenger RNA from Stegostoma tigrinum, 2781 nucleotides. It is a transcript of the gene lrp3, whose product is annotated as low density lipoprotein receptor-related protein 3. NCBI's taxonomy places the organism in Eukaryota, Metazoa, Chordata, Chondrichthyes, Orectolobiformes, Stegostomatidae. Gene Ontology annotation, molecular function: protein binding. The record is from RefSeq and is a predicted model, not a curated record. Gene Ontology annotation, cellular component: plasma membrane. The transcript has 7 exons. Bases 216 to 2771 code for a protein of 851 amino acids.